UUAGAACUGCAGAAGUCCCGUUAGCCGGGGAAACACAAUAGCACAGAGGUUCCCAUUGCUUGGUGGCUGUCUUCAACUUCAAUCUCGACAAUCUCUCUCUCUCUGUUUCUCAAAUAUUUUUUGGGGGCUGCUCAGUUCACCCUUUUGUAGAACGUAUAAGCAAUCCCAUGGCAUUGGGUCGUGUUUUCCCAACUUUUACUCAGUUUCACCUUACUCUUUGCCCCAGUCUCCAGUCCUCAACGGUCAGAAAAACCUUUUUGGCGCGAAGCUCCAACGGUCAGGGGCACUCUUCCAAUGGCUCUGUCUCUGUCCAAAAGAAGAAAACCUUUCCUGGGAAGCCAGAGGCUGAUGUUGUUAUAAUUGGGAGUGGUAUUGCUGGGUUGUGUUGCGCCGGGCUCUUGGCAAGGUAUGGCCAAAACGUUCUUGUAUUGGAAAGUCAUGAUCUACCUGGGGGUGCUGCUCACUCGUUUGAAAUAAAAGACUACAAAUUUGACUCUGGUCCAUCUUUGUUCUCUGGUUUUCAGUCAAGAGGUCCUCAGGCGAAUCCUCUUGCACAAGUUCUCGAUGCAUUGGGUGAAUCACUACCAUGUGCCAAAUAUGAUUCAUGGAAGGUCUACAUACCUGAAGGUGAAUUCUUGUCACGCAUUGGCCCCACAGAAUUCUUCAAGGACCUUGAGAAGUAUGCAAGUCCAGAUGCUGUUCGGGAAUGGCAAAAACUUCUUGAUGCAGUUCUUCCAUUGUCUGCUGCAGCAAUGGCUCUGCCUCCUCUAUCUAUCAGAGGUGAUUUUGGAGUUCUUUCUACUGCUGCAGUUAGAUAUGCCCCCUCUCUCUUGAAAUCUUUUGCACAAAUGGGACCACAGGGAGCCCUUGGCGCUACAAAGCUUCUCAGACCUUUCUCAGAAAUUAUUGAUUCAUUGGAACUAAAAGACCCUUUUAUUCGGAAUUGGGUGGACCUAUUGUCUUUCUUGCUUGCUGGGGUGAAAACUAAUGGUAUACUCUCAGCAGAGAUGGUUUACAUGUUUGCAGAAUGGUACAAGCCGGGUUGCUGUCUUGAGUACCCACUUCAUGGAAGUGGGGCAAUUGUUGACGCUCUUGUCCAUGGAAUGAAGAAGUUUGGUGGACGGCUUUCCCUUGGAAGUCAUGUGGAGAAGAUUGUCAUUGAAAAUGGUUGUGCCACUGGAGUGAAGUUGAGAAGUGGACAACUUGUUCGAGCUAAAAAGGCUGUUGUGAGCAAUGCAAGUAUGUGGGACACCUUAAAGCUGUUACCUAAGGAAGUUGUUCCAAAGUCAUACGUGGACAGGAUCAACAUGACCCAGCAAUGUGAAUCAUUCAUGCAUCUACAUUUGGGAUUUGCCUCGGAGGGCAUAAGCGAGGACUUGGGAAUACAUCAUAUAGUUGUAAAUGAUUGGGAGAGAGGGGUUGAUGCCGAUCAGAAUGUUGUUUUGAUAUCUGUACCUAGUGUACUUAGUCCAGAUCUAGCACCCCCUGGUAAACAUGUAUUACAUGCCUAUAUGCCAGGAACCGAACCUUUUGGACAGUGGGAAGGACUUGAUCGCAGAAGCACUGAAUACAAAAAUCUCAAAGCAGAACGAUCAGAGGUUAUGUGGAGAGCUGUGGAGCGUGUACUUGGUGCUGGCUUCAGCCGUGAGAAGUGUGAGGUCAAGUUAGUCGGAACUCCAUUGACGCAUCAGAGGUUUCUUAGGAGGCAUAGAGGAACAUAUGGCCCGGCCAUACAAGCUGGUAAAGACUCCUUUCCUGGGCAUUCAACUCCCAUCCCGCAGCUUUAUUGCUGUGGAGAUUCUACUUUUCCCGGCAUUGGAGUCCCUGCAGUUGCUGCUAGUGGUGCUAUUGUGGCCAAUUCACUAGUUUCUGUGUCUCAACACUCCCAACUUCUUGAUGCCAUUGGUAUUUGAACGCAUUGGUUGGUGAGUUCCCCCCCAUAUAUUACUCCCUGACUGGAAAUGUUCUUGUUUCCCAGCAUUUUGCUUCAAAUUCUCUAAUGUCCGAUAUAUUACACAUACCAACUCGAUGAGUUUGGAUAUGUUACGUGUGAAAACAGGAAAUACCAAAAAGGAGAUAUAUUUAUAAGAAUUUAGUGCUGCAAUAAAAGUGGAAUCCCAUUAAAAUCGCUCCUUUGUUAGUUUAAAGCAUGAAAUGUGACCAUUUGACAUCUCGAAGAGCCAUCGUUAACAUGCAGCAGCCUGGCAUGGGCCUUUUUUAGCUUUACCAUCAUCAUUUGAUGUAGCUUUGAGUUUGUUAUCUCGUUUGUAUUUUCCUUUAUUUUCUUCUUCUUUUUCCAUGUUUAUGUAUCUAUAUGUAUGAAUUCGAUCCUUUGCUUUGAUGGAUGCUAGCCAACUAGGCCUUUUUUAUGAAACUAAAAUUGAGGAGCACUGGUUUUAUUGAUUAAGACCAUUCAUUUCAAUUGGAGGACCACCUUGUGGCCUAAAAUUAUAUUAUUCCUAUACCUUUCAAGCUUUUUGCAAACAUCACCUUACUCCUUUGCACACCAAAAUCAACUUUUCUUUGGAAAUUCAAAAUAACUAGUAAAUGAGACUGAGAUGAAUGAAAAAUUAAUGCUAAUUCCUGAAUGGUACUAGUUCCUGAAUUAUAUACCCUAUUAUAUCAACUAUGUUUAUGAAUUUUAAGAUAAAAUUUAUUUUAUAAGGAGAGUUAUGUAAAUUCAUUGUAUGCAUCCGUCCAAUUAUUAGAUGAACAACUUCAUAGAUCAAAGAAUAAUUAAAUUAUCUUUUAAAAUACAGCAAAUAAUUCAUGCCCAUUCAUUUAUUAUUUAAGGGAGAAAAAAAGGUCAACCAAAUGCUAUGGAUUUGUCCCAUUAUUGAAGAUGUUGACCCCUGCUGUACUGAAUCAUGACGUUUUAGAUGGGACCCAUAGGGUGGAACUGGUUAUGUAUCACAUUAUCCGCCACGUAUCGAAUUUUGAGCAUGAGAACUCAUCCAUGAUUGUUGUAAUUGUUAGUAUGGGUCUAUGGGAUGAUGACGUGAGGUCAGGAACUAGCGAAGGUGACGCCACGUGGCUGUGACUGUUUUUUCAAGCUUUGGAAAAGACAAGACAGGACACAACAGAAUAAAAAUGUCACUAAUCAUGAUGUUGUAUCAAUUGAACCCUACACUCAUCCCUAUCUAUUUAUUUAUUUAUUUUCAUUUUAAUAUAUGCUCAAAUAUUCUUAACGUAGAAUUUUGAUUAAUAAUUCAAAAUUUGUUGGCAUUAAGAUUAAAAGAUUUUUUUGGAGCAAAGUUAAUCAUUCAUCAUUACUUGAAUGAAAUUCCUUGAAUAUCCUUUCUGAGAUCGUCUAAUAAGCAUGCUUAUAUUGUAACUCACUCGUGUAUUUCUUUUCCUUUGGAACUGAAGGAAGCGUUUGUCAGAGAAACCGUAAUAGAAAAGUCAUUGGAAACAGCAAUGCCCAAUUUUGCAGUACUAUUCUUGUUACUUCUCUUCCCAUUCUGACGACACUCUUUAUUGUUUUGGAGUCUGUGAGGAAAAACAAAAACAAAAAUUAGAAGAAAACUUGAUUCAGAAUUUGACAUCGAAAAAUCUUCCAAGUUCAAAAAAAAAUGCCCGAGCUCCGAUUCCAAUUCUUCGCUCCGAGACGCGUACAGG
Molecule: messenger RNA, 3618 nt
Organism: Carya illinoinensis
Lineage: Eukaryota; Viridiplantae; Streptophyta; Magnoliopsida; Fagales; Juglandaceae
Product: prolycopene isomerase, chloroplastic
Exons: 9
Coding region: 168-1913 (581 amino acids)
Biological process (GO): carotenoid metabolic process
Molecular function (GO): oxidoreductase activity
Source: RefSeq, a predicted model, not a curated record